AUGAUACCACCAUGUCCACGAUGCGGUAAAGAUGACUUUAAAAAAACUCGUGACCAAAAAGCUCAUCUAAAAAGAAAGUUUAAAUACAAACCAAAGCCUAUUCAAAUACCAGUACAACUUUCUCCCUCGCAGAACGAAAUUCAAGAUGGGGAUCCAGAAGCCGGUCCAGGCCCUGCCACCCAAGCAUAUAGAGAG
Messenger RNA from Racocetra persica, 195 nucleotides. Lineage: Eukaryota; Fungi; Glomeromycota; Glomeromycetes; Diversisporales; Gigasporaceae. The record is from the annotation of a GenBank genome assembly.